This is a messenger RNA of Nicotiana tabacum (common tobacco), 729 nucleotides long. Its product is annotated as nuclear transport factor 2A-like. Lineage: Eukaryota; Viridiplantae; Streptophyta; Magnoliopsida; Solanales; Solanaceae. The record is from RefSeq and is a predicted model, not a curated record. Gene Ontology annotation, biological process: nucleocytoplasmic transport.
AUCCAAAACACUUUAGCGUAAUAUCGCAGCGACACCAGAGGGUAAUAUUCGAAUUUUCCCGAGUUUAUAAAAAGGAGGAGAAUAGAAAAGGUAGAGGCGUAGUGUGAAUUCGCGAAAACCAAAUGGAUCCAGAUGAUGUGGCGACGGCAUUCGUGAAGCACUACUACUCCACCUUCGACUCCAAUCGGGUCGGGCUUUCUAACCUCUACCAAGAAGGCUCCAUGUUAACCUUCGAAGGGGAGAAGCAUCAGGGCUCUCAGAACAUCGUCAACAAGCUGACCGGUCUCCCUUUUCAGCAGUGCAAACACAAUAUCAGCACCGUCGAUUCCCAGCCCUCUGGUCCCGGCGGCGCCAUGCUUGUCUUUGUCAGCGGUAAUCUCCAACUCCCCGGCGAACAGCAUCCUCUUAAGUUCAGUCAGAUGUUUCAUUUGAUGCCAACACCGCAAGGAAGUUAUUAUGUGUUAAAUGACAUAUUUCGUUUGAAUUAUGCAUGAAGGGUGCUGGGUUGAAUUGUCUCUUGGUCAUGUUUUCAUGAUUGAUUUGUCUGAAACUGAACAAGUUUACAGAAUAUCAUAUUCUAGAAGUUGAAAGACAUUGCUUCCAUCGGAUAUAUCAACCUGUAAAAGACUAGUUCUUCUGUGUUGUGGGGCAAGUUGAUUAAUGGACUCGGUUAUGCUUUUGAGUUUUAUGGAAUUUCAUGAGCUCUACCUUGUUGCAUUAUGUCAUUCA